AUGGCUGCAACCCAAGGCAGUGGUUCCAAAGCCUUUCUCAAAAACACUCUCAUAACUGUCCGAAAAACUUUCAAGAAACACAUAUGCCCAAUGUUCAAACGCAAGCCCUCCCCAUCAACCUUAAAUAUGCCGAAAAGAUCGACUUCAACGCUGGCCAAGGACCUGAGCAUAUCCAGCGACGAGUCACAGCCCCCUCGCUCAGUCCGCAUCCCUUUAGUACCCCAGCACAGCCAUGCACUGUUCAUACCCAAUAGCACCACGGAUGACAAGGAACACAAGCACAAGCUCGAGCACCCGAACGAGCCCCAGCCAGAGCACGAGCACCACGAAAACAUCUCACAGCCAAACAGUGUGACAAAGAGCCUUCGAAUCCAACGCUUGACUUCUCGUCUCCCUUCCUUUGAGCUUCCACGCACUCAGACAUCCGCAAGCCUCAGUCGCAAGUCAACCUUUACCACCUCGAGACUUCCUACCCCGACUGAGCCACCAAAGGAUGCACUGUACUCGCACGCGGUGUACCAGAAAGAAGGGCGCCGGAGCGUGCUGUCGCCUAUGGGAAGAGGAUGGGCAAUGCAAACUCGCGCAACACCCAGAAUUACCUUAAGCAAAACCAAUCGACCGUCGACUCAAACAUCUGUUCCUUCUCGACAGUCAAGCGCCUUUCUUAAAGUGCUAAGAAAGCCAUCGACACAAUACAAUGAAAGCAAGAAGAACCUAGAGGUGAAGGUCCCGACCCUGGCAUCGGCACCCCCACUGGCGCAUAUUGAGAAGGAGCGAGCUAGCAGCAUCCACCACCAUCUACCUCGUUACUAUCAAGCCCGCAACAGACUGUCUUCUCUAAACGUUGCAUCUCUUCACACCGCAUCCGCAGAGAGCACGGUGAACGCAAUGGCUUCUCCUAGGCGCAUUCGGCUGACCCAGGGCUUCGAGGACCUCAGGCUCGCGCAGGAUACCCAACAGACGAAGCUGUCCACGCUCAAGCACAUGUUCGAUCCUGGACUGGGGAACUCGACGAGUCAAAUCCAGAAGCCGCAUCUGCAAGUACAGACCCAUGAGCACGUCAAAGAGAACGACGUCCCAGCAGCUUCUCGCGCACACAUCCUGGCCCCCGCACAACAGCCGCAGUACGCAAACGUGCAGACAACUCCGAAGCGCUCCAAGUUACCUGUCUUGAGUCCUAGCAGCUCCAGGCGCAAGACACAGAAUGAGAGAAUGGUAUUGAAAUCACUACCACCAAGGAGUUCUGUUGAAACUCCCAUCUCACCUGUCCCUUCUCGUGUGUCAAACCCUAAGAGAAGAACAGUACUAACACCCCAAAUGGAUGGCCGGCCACAGGUCAAGAGUGCCAUGCCCCAGGAAUACUGGCUGGGCCGCUUCAUGACUUUGACCAACGCAUUCCACUACGAGGAUUCCUUCAAUGAACCGGAUAUUGCGACAGGAUUCGAGAUGCCCUCCAGUUACUCACGUCCAUUCCAGGGUUCGGACGAUGGGGACAUGGCCGCGUAUCGGGUGAAGCGGGCGUUCAUGGUCUUGGAGAACCGCUGUGCCACGGAGGAGGCCGCUGCGAGCUUGCGAGCAUUCCGGGAGGCGUACAUUCAGCGCUGCGGAGAUCAAUGGAUGUGCUAG
Messenger RNA from Aspergillus mulundensis, 1626 nucleotides. RefSeq lists its product as uncharacterized. NCBI's taxonomy places the organism in Eukaryota, Fungi, Ascomycota, Eurotiomycetes, Eurotiales, Aspergillaceae. The record is from RefSeq and is a predicted model, not a curated record. Bases 1 to 1626 code for a protein of 541 amino acids. The transcript has a single exon.